This is a messenger RNA of Mesoplodon densirostris (Blainville's beaked whale), 2166 nucleotides long. RefSeq names its product Kell metallo-endopeptidase (Kell blood group) (gene KEL). The record is from RefSeq and is a predicted model, not a curated record. Gene Ontology annotation, cellular component: plasma membrane. Gene Ontology annotation, biological process: protein processing. Gene Ontology annotation, molecular function: metalloendopeptidase activity. The transcript has 18 exons. The coding region runs from base 1 to 2166 and encodes 721 amino acids. NCBI's taxonomy places the organism in Eukaryota, Metazoa, Chordata, Mammalia, Artiodactyla, Ziphiidae.
AUGGGGUCUGAGCCAGCGAGUGGAGCGGGGACCCGCAGGAGACGGGAGAGACCUCCAGAAGAGGGGCUGCCCACUGUAUACAGCAGACAGUGGGCGAUGGCCAGGCGAGCGCUAAUGACAGUCCUGCUUUUCAGUCUAAUCCUUGGUGGUUCUCUGCUGCUUUGGGGCUACGUUUUCCAGGGCUGUGGUCCUGCCCACUGUGAGACGCCUGUGUGUCGGGACCUCCUGAGUCUUUACCUGGCCUCUGGAAACACCAGUGUGGCCCCCUGCACUGAUUUCUUUAGCUUUGCCUGUGGAAACACCAACAGGACCACUAGUUCUUUUCAGGCUCUUGCAAAGGAGAACAAGCGCCGACUUCAGAGAAUACUGGAAGCCCCAGGUUCCUGGCGUCUGGCCUCUGGGGAGGAGAAAGCCUUCCAAUUCUACAACUCCUGCAUGGACACAGGUGCCAUUGAGGCUGCAGGGGCUGGUCCCCUCAGACAAGUUAUUGAGGAGCUUGGAGGCUGGCCAAUCUCCGGUGACUGGACUCCCUUAGACUUUAACCGAACUCUGAGCCUUCUGAUGAGUCAAUAUGGUCACUUCCCAUUCUUCAGAGCCUAUUUGCGACCUCUUCCCGCCCCUCCGUACACGCCAGUCAUCCAGAUAGACCAGCCAGAGUUUGACGUUCCCCUCAAGCAAAAGCAGGAAAUGAACUAUGCCCAGAUCCUGCGGGAAUACCUGACUUACCUGAAUCGCCUGGGAACCUUGCUGGGAGGAGACCCAAACAAGGUGGGAGAACACGCCUCCUUUUCCAUCUCCAUUAACUCACAGCUGUACCAGUUUCUGAGGCCCCUGGAGCAGCAACAGGCACAGGGAAAGCUCUUCCAGAUAGUCACGAUUGACCAACUGCAGGAAAUGGCCCCUGCCAUCGAUUGGUUGUCCUGCUUGCAAGCGACAUUCGCACCAAUGUCCCUGAGCCCCUCUCAUCCCGUCGCAGUCCAUGACCUGGAGUAUUUGAAAAACAUGUCGCAACUGGUUGAAAAGCAGCUGUCGAAGCACAGGGACUUUCUGCAGAGCCACAUGAUCUUGGGUCUGGUGGGGACCCUUUCUCCAGCCCUGGACAGUAAAUUCCAAGAGGCACGUAGAUUGCUGAGCCAGAAACUGGGGGAGCUGACAGGACGACCACCCACGCCCUCCCACCCUCGCUGGAUGACGUGUGUUGAGAAGACAGAAGCCUUCUUCAAGCCUACGCUGGCAGCCUUGUUUGUCCGUGAGGCCUUUGGCCCCAGCACCCGAAGUGCCGCCAUGGAAUUAUUCACUGCAAUCAAGGAUGCCCUCAUCGCUCGCUUCCAGGUGCUUCCUUGGAUGGAUGAAGAGACCCGGGCAAAGGCCCAGGACAAGGUCACCCAGCUGCAGGUGAAGAUGGGGGCCCCGGAAUGGGCCUUGAAGCCAGACCCAGCCAGACAAGAAUACAACGAUAUACAACUUGGACCCAGCUUCCUGCAGUCCUUCCUGAGCUGUGUCCGAUCCCGCCGAGCUAGAAUCAUUCGGAGUUUCCUGCAGCCUUUCCCCAACCACAGGUGGCAGGUGCUCCCAUGGGGCGUAAAUGCCUACUAUUCAAUACCUGACCAUGUGGUGGUCUUCCCAGCCGGACUCCUCCAACCCCCAUUUUUCCACCCUGGCUACCCCAGGGCUGUGAACUUUGGCGCCGCCGGCAGCGUUAUGGCCCAUGAGCUGUUGCACAUCUUCUACCAGCUCUUAUUCCCUGGGGGCUGCCCAGCCUGUGACACCCAUGCCCUACAGGGGGCGCUAGUGUGCCUGGAGCGCCACUAUGCUGCCUUUCCAUUACCCAACGGGACCUUCUUCAAUGGCUCCCGCACAUUCCUGGAGGAUGCUGCAGACACGGGGGGACUGGCCAUCGCACUGCAGGCAUACAACAAGAGGCUAUUAUGGUACCGUGGGGAGACCACCCUGCCCAACCUGAACCUCAGCCCCUGGCAACUCUUCUUCCGAAGCUAUGCCCAGGUGAUGUGUAGGGACCCCAGCACCCAGGAUCCUCAGGACACUCACAGCCCUCCUACCCUUCGAAUCCACGGGCCCCUAAGCAACAGCCCAGCCUUCGCCAGACACUUUCACUGUCCCCAUGGCACCCUCAUGAACCCCUCCAGCCGCUGCCAACUCUGGUAA